AUGACAACUGAGAUCCAGGACGAACCCCAACAGAUAACUGAUUCUAAAACUGCUCUCACGCAGAUCAGUACGGGACUGGGGCCGGUCACCCCUCACCAGGCCUGUGGGUCAAACGCAGACAUGGAGACCGAGAUUCUGAAACUUAUUCUGAAGAGCCAUGGAUCUAUGAACACAGAUGAACUUCUCUACAACUUGUGCGAGCCCUCGUUUCUCGCAGAGCUCGUCAAUCAGAAGGAGACGUUCGCGUCGUGUGUGUUUAACGGCCAGCCUAAAGUGGUGGUCAGGAGCAGGCUGAAGCUGUGUGGGACCGUAGACUGCCCCGGCUGUGGACGUCUGCACCUGUGCCUGCGCUUCCUCCUGUGCGGCCGCUGCCCUUUCACACAGCGCGGAGGAUGCCAUUUCUCCCAUGACCUCCAGUCGGAGUACAACAUGAAGCUGCUGAGUGAGUCUGGUCUUCAGACUCUGAGCAGAUCUGAGCUGAGUCUGCUGCUACUACAGAGCCACAACAUGCUGCUUCCACAGAUGUGCCAUCAAUACAACAACAGCGGCAGUUGCCAGGACGACUGCAAAAGUCUGCACAUGUGUAAGCAGUACCUCCACCAGGACUGUAGCUGCCCCAAGAACCACGACUUCUGCGCCCCUCAGCCGCUCAAACUGCUGCAGGAAAAGCACAUCCCUGAGCAUCUCUUCCACCGGCUCAAAUCUGUGUACGCAAACAAGGAGGCUCUGAGACUCGCCGACAAAGCAAACAGGAGCAGGGACAACAAUGCAGACGGAGAUCGCAGCGCAGACUCGAGCAGCAUUGGUGCAAAACAAAGCCGCAGUCGUGGGAGUAGAGGCAGAGGGAGAGGAAGGGGUAGUAAGGGCCAAAGAGGUCGGCAAACGGCUAGUGGUUCUGACGGAGUUACUUCCAAAUCUGAGGAGAGCGGAAGGGGUAAAAUUGGAAGCAAUCCUGGAAAUCGCGGAGGUAGACCUGGUAGAAGCGACUUAACAGGAGAAGAUGAUAUGGAAGAGCCUAGUGUUGGGGAAGCAUUAGUAUGUGGCGUUGAAACGGAGUCCACUGGCGAUAAUGCACAAGAUGAGACGGUUGCAAGUGGCGCCAAGAGCUCGAGUACUGCUGACCCCUCGGACCAUCCUUCUGUCAAAAAUGUGGAAGCAAAAAGCAGUGGACCCCCAACAAGGCAAAGAGAUAAAACUGAGAUCUGCAUGUUCUUCAUCAAGGGCCACUGUAUACAUGAAGAUCGCUGUUUCAAAUCUCAUGACAAGAUGCCGUACCGAUGGGAGAUCAAGCAGGACGGGCAGUGGACUCACAUGGCUGAAAACGAGAGCAUUGAGAGAGACUAUUGUGUUCCUGACAACACCUACAGGUAG
Messenger RNA from Knipowitschia caucasica, 1371 nucleotides. The record is from the annotation of a GenBank genome assembly. NCBI's taxonomy places the organism in Eukaryota, Metazoa, Chordata, Actinopteri, Gobiiformes, Gobiidae.